ACGCACUGGGCCAUUAACUUGUCAACAAAGUAUUAAUGACGCCCCGGUUUUUCCUUCUGCCGGUGUUACGCUGGGAAAAGUUAUGAACUGAACACUUCAAAUUUUGUUUUCUUGGGGGAGGAGAGCAGGGAACCCUUUUUUGUUUCCUCUGCGUUUUCCGGGUUUCGCUGUUGGAUGAGAAGUUUCCUGUGUUUGUCGCAGACUCGCAGCAGCAGCAGCCAUGGACUGACACGCUCUCAAACCGUUAACUUUGGGAAAUUGCUGUAACUAGCCUAUAUGUCUUCUGCUUGAGUGCAAUCGCAAAACGAAGCUUUGCCAUGGCUCGAGAUUGCACCACUAAAAGUCUGGAUAGCAUUGACUUGUCUUCUCUAAGGGACCCAGCUGGAAUAUUUGAACUGGUAGAAGUAGUUGGAAAUGGCACCUAUGGACAAGUGUACAAGGGGAGACAUGUCAAGACGGGACAGCUGGCUGCCAUCAAGGUCAUGGACGUGACAGAGGAGGAAGAAGAUGAGAUUAAGUUGGAGAUUAACAUGCUGAAGACGCAUUCCCAUCACAGGAACAUAGCCACGUAUUACGGCGCCUUCGUGAAGAAGACUCCAGCAGGCCAUGACGAUCAGCUCUGGGUGAGCAGGAAACCUGUGGCAAUGUCACUGUGUCUGUCAUUGCAGUAAUUGUGCGGGCAGAGU
Molecule: messenger RNA, 686 nt
Organism: Anguilla rostrata (American eel)
Lineage: Eukaryota; Metazoa; Chordata; Actinopteri; Anguilliformes; Anguillidae
Product: mitogen-activated protein kinase kinase kinase kinase 4-like
Exons: 4
Coding region: 318-671 (117 amino acids)
Biological process (GO): protein phosphorylation
Molecular function (GO): ATP binding; protein kinase activity
Source: RefSeq, a predicted model, not a curated record